Messenger RNA from Gossypium raimondii (Peruvian cotton), 1530 nucleotides. Its product is annotated as histidinol-phosphate aminotransferase, chloroplastic. The coding region runs from base 117 to 1376 and encodes 419 amino acids. The transcript is spliced from 9 exons. Lineage: Eukaryota; Viridiplantae; Streptophyta; Magnoliopsida; Malvales; Malvaceae. Gene Ontology annotation, biological process: L-histidine biosynthetic process. Gene Ontology annotation, molecular function: L-histidinol-phosphate:2-oxoglutarate transaminase activity; pyridoxal phosphate binding. The record is from RefSeq and is a predicted model, not a curated record.
AAAUAAGAUUGACCAAAUUUGUCGGUUUCUAUUGUGUAGGAGGUGUAGUGUUUUAGGGUUUCAUACAUUUUCAUAUUUCAGUAGGCAUCUUAUUAUCAAACAGAACCUUUGGCAGAAUGGGAGUCAGCAAUAUAUUCAACCCUGCUUCACUUUGCUUGCUCAAAUCCAACGUUCGUCAAACUCAAAGGCCCAUUCGCUCUUUUGAAGGAAAUCAAAAGGGGCUCAUCAUGGCUACUUUCUCUUCAUCGCCUUCCACGGUUUCGGUUGAGCAUGUCAAUCAGAAGUUGAGUGGUGACUCUUUUAUUCGACCCCAUUUGAGAAAAUUGUCUCCUUAUCAGCCCAUUUUACCUUUUGAGGUUUUGUCAGCAAAACUGGGAAGAAAGCCUGAGGAUAUCAUCAAAUUAGAUGCGAAUGAAAAUCCUUAUGGCCCACCUCCGGAGGUUCUUGAAGCUUUGGGGUCACUGAAAUUCCCAUACAUCUACCCUGAUCCUGAAUCUCGUCAAUUGCGUGCUGCCCUUGCUGAAGAUUCGGGGAUUGAAUCUGAUUAUAUUCUUGUAGGUUGUGGCUGUGAUGAACUUAUUGAUCUGAUAAUGCGAUGCGUGCUUGAUCCUGGGGACAAGAUUGUUGACUGUCCUCCAACCUUCACAAUGUAUGAAUUUGAUGCUGGUGUUAAUGGGGCACAAGUUAUCAAAGUUCCAAGGAAGCCAGACUUCAGCUUGAAUAUAGAAGCAAUUGCUGAGGCUGUUGAGCAUGAAAAGCCAAAAUGCAUAUUUCUUACUUCUCCAAAUAAUCCUGAUGGAAGUAUAAUUAGCGAUGAAGUUCUCUUGAAGAUCCUUGACAUGCCCAUUUUGGUGGUUCUAGAUGAAGCUUACAUUGAGUUUUCAGGAAACGAAUCUAGGAUGCAGUGGGUGAAGAAGCAUGAUAAUUUAAUUGUUCUUCGAACAUUUAGUAAAAGAGCUGGUUUAGCCGGGCUCCGUGUUGGAUAUGGCUCAUUCCCUUUGAGCAUAAUUGAGUAUUUGUGGAGAGCAAAGCAACCAUACAAUGUUUCUGUCGCUGCUGAAGUUGCUGCAUGUGCUGCAUUGCAGAACCCAAAGUAUCUAGAGUUGGUGAAAGACGCUUUGAUACAAGAACGGGAUAGGCUUUUCAAGCUUCUCAAGGAAGUACCAUUUCUGAAUCCAUAUCCAAGCUAUUCUAAUUUCAUUCUAUGUGAGGUGACAUCUGGAAUGGAUGCUAAGAAAUUGAAGGAUGACCUUUCAAAAAUGGGUGUAAUGGUCCGUCACUAUAACAAGAAAGAGUUGAAGGGCUACAUCCGUGUGACUGCUGGGAAGCCUGAACAAACAGAUGCUUUAAUGGAGUGCUUGAGACGGCUAUCUUGAUUUCAUUUCUUUGCUAAAUGUUCCAGGAAAUUAAAUCUAUUUUCAUAGUAACAAAUGAAAUUGUGUUUUAUUACUUUAAAUUCAGACCUUUGAUUUUCAAUUUUUAUUUAAAAAAAAUAAAAGCUACGAUCUUAAUCAGAUAUAUAAGCAUAAA